This is a messenger RNA of Zasmidium cellare ATCC 36951, 1923 nucleotides long. RefSeq lists its product as uncharacterized. The transcript has 3 exons. Bases 1 to 1923 code for a protein of 640 amino acids. The record is from RefSeq and is a predicted model, not a curated record. Gene Ontology annotation, biological process: regulation of DNA-templated transcription; DNA-templated transcription. Gene Ontology annotation, molecular function: DNA binding; zinc ion binding; DNA-binding transcription factor activity, RNA polymerase II-specific. Gene Ontology annotation, cellular component: nucleus. Lineage: Eukaryota; Fungi; Ascomycota; Dothideomycetes; Mycosphaerellales; Mycosphaerellaceae.
AUGAACACACGGCGCCGCAAUGGCAAAGUAGCCGCCUGUGAGCCUUGCCGGAAGUCCAAGUCACGCUGUGACCAUGUCCAGGACGUUUGUGGGCCAUGUACUCGCCGGGGGAUCCAGACACAGUGCUACUACCACCCAUCUCCCCUGACCAGGACCAAGUUCAGCUUGUAUCAGAAUCCCAAUCUUGCGGACAGUCCAUCGUCCUUGGUUGGUCUUCCUUCGCCUCCUGCCAACACCAGGUCGCCGACACUGAUACCGAAUCCUAUCCUUGGUAGCGAUGCGCCUUGGCCAUCGAAGACAGAGGCAGAAAUCGCAGAGUUCCUAGUAGUGUUUCGUCCAUACUGGCCGGCUUUACGCACGCGGUUGCAUGGAUACUACGAGAUCAGUCUAGCACCCCUGGUGCCGAAGCAGCUCACGUUCCUGCUUGCUGAAGGUGUUGAGCAAGACUGCAUUUCGAGUCAGGUGUCCGUCGAUCUGCUGGCUCGGGCCAUAUCGAAAGCCACAUCUUCGCCAUCCAGUUCCCUCGAGAUCGCCCACAAUCCAGAGGCAUGGAUCAAACAGCAUACCACGCCGGUAGUGUCUUUACAAGCCAUUGGCCUUUUGUGUGCAAUAGCUGGGAGAGCAGCGGUAUCGACGCCGACGGAGCCUGAUUCACAGCAGGAAACGAAGUCAAGGCUGCUGAGCUGGGCGUCCCUUUGCCUCUCGACGGCUCGUACGAUCUGUGCCGCUGAAGACGAUAUCUUCCUGUGGUUAGCAUAUGACCACCUCAAGUUCAAUAUCGCCGUCAUGGGCAUGUAUGACAGAAGUACUUGGCACCUGCUCAGUCAACUCGUGGCAGACACACUGUCGGCCGGCCUCAAUCGGGAGGUUUCAUUAGGUCGGGGUGUGCCCUUUUUCGUUGUCGAAAUGAGACGACGUCUGCUCCUGAAGGUAUAUCACGCCGAUAAAUUGAUAUCGUUGGUGUUGGACCGAGCACCUCGACUAAGUCAUCGCUACAUCGAUAUCGCGCUGCCUCUUGACCUGGCUGACGAAGACCUGCUCCAAGAGACCGCCAUCAUCCCGAAGACUAGCGACUUCAUGAGCGACGACGGUUGGAAUGUUCAGCCUUCGUUCAACACGGCCUCGUGGCUUCGGGCGUUCCACUGCAUCAACAUCAUUAGAGAAGAGGUCUUGGACUGGGAAGCUACGACCGUCGAAUCUCGUAAGCACGAUGACCUCCUAAGCCUGAGCAAACGAGCACAAUUUGCUUGGCAAAGCAUUCCCAAUCACUUACAAUACCAGAAUACCUGUUGGCUACCAGGCCUCAGAGCGUCCACGGUCACGAUGCUCGCGUUCGUCAAGCUGGCACAUUUGCAGAACCUGGCGCGGAUCCAGAGACUUCUCGGGCAGGAUGACACUGUCGCCCCUGCAACAGUAGCUCUCGAUAUUCUUACAGUCGUCAACGACUUCGGGAUGGCAGUCGGCUCGCCGUCCACCAUGAGGCAUGAUUUUGAACUGGUCGUUAUAUAUUACGGUCUUCCCAACGCAGCGUCUCUGCUUGAAGGCGUGUCUCGUCCGUCCCCGAUGCGGGUUAAAGUGGUUCGAACGCUGUCGGUGUUUGUCGAACAUCUAGACCACUUUACUGAUGCCAGUGGCCCGAAUCACAAGCUCCUGAGUGAGGCGUCGGCUUUGCUUUCAAAGGCGCUUGACCAUAUCAUCGUGGAUGAUGCCAGCUCUUUUCACAUGGCUGCAGGAUCUGUGCUAUCAGAUGUCUCUUUCAAUACCAUUGCUGCGGCAUGUACUGCUACACCGCAAUCGUCUCGUACCCCGGGAGAUCAGGACGAAAGAAGUCCCCUCGGCCAUGAGGCGGCUGAUCAAUCUUUCAGCGAUCUGAUCAGUAGUGUAGAUUGGUCGAUCAUCGAUAUAGACUGGUCUGCGGUGUAG